AUGGGUUCAAAGCCUUGGCUACAACCCGCUCCCUCCUAUCACCCAUUGGAGACGUAUUGGGACACUGAAGACGACGCCCCUGGACCUAGAUGUGCCCACACUCUGACCGCCGUCGCCCAAACCAAAGCUCACGGCCCUCGGCUGAUCUUAUUCGGCGGCGCCACUGCCAUCGAAGGUGGCGCUUCCUCCCCCGUCCCCGGCAUCAGGUUAGCUGGCGUGACAAAUUCUGUUCAUUCUUACGAUGUUCUGACCAGGAAAUGGACCAGAAUUCGACCAGCUGGAGAACCACCUUCACCCAGGGCUGCUCAUGCAGCUGCUGUUGUUGGAACCAUGGUUGUAUUUCAGGGCGGCAUUGGUCCUGCUGGGCAUUCAACAGAUGAUCUUUAUGUGCUUGACAUGACUAAUGAUAAAUACAAAUGGCACAGACUUGUUGUUCAAGGACAGGGUCCUGGCCCGCGAUAUGGCCAUGUCAUGGACUUGGUUGCACAACGAUACCUAGUUACUGUUAGUGGCAAUGAUGGAAAGAGAGUAUUGUCAGAUGCUUGGGCUCUGGAUACUGCUCAAAAACCAUAUGCAUGGCAGAAGCUGAAUCCAGAAGGUGAUAAACCUUCUGCUAGAAUGUAUGCAACAGCUAGCGCACGCUCAGAUGGCAUGUUUUUGCUUUGUGGUGGAAGAGACACCUCUGGCACGCCGUUGGCAGAUGCUUAUGGACUCCUGAUGCAUAGGAAUGGCCAAUGGGAAUGGACUCUUGCACCUGGAGUCUCCCCAUCAUCAAGAUACCAACAUGCCUCUGUCUUUGUUGGGGCUCGGCUGCAUGUUACAGGAGGUGUUCUGAGGGGGGGUCGGGCUGUAGAUGGUGAAGCAGCCGUUGCAGUUUUGGACACGGCUGCUGGUGUUUGGUUAGAUAGACAUGGGUUGGUGACCGCCACACGGACUACGAAGCCCCAAACAGAAGAUCCUUCUUUGGAAGUCAUGCGCCGUUGUCGCCAUGCUGCUUCUGCUGUCGGUGUCCGUUUAUAUAUCUAUGGUGGCCUCAGGGGAGAGAUUUUGUUAGAUGAUUUCCUAAUCGCUGAGAAUUCGCCUUACCAAUCUGAUGUGAAUACUCCUGUACUAACAUCAGAGAGAAGCUCCAGUCCCAGGACAAAUCCUUUGACCCCAUUUGAUCCUUUAACUCCUGAUAAUGGAUCUCAAAGUCCCUCAUCUGGAGGCUUAAGCAUGGACAAAGAAUCAAUGAACAGGCUGGUGGAAGCUUCGGCUGCUGAAGCGGAAGCUGCUAAUGCGGUGUGGCAAGCCGCACAGGCACAUGCUGCAUCUCCUGAAGAGACAUCUGUUGCAGCAGCAGAUGAUAACAGCGCACAAGCUGCAGAUAAUCAUUCGGAGGGUAGUGAUGGGGAGGGAGAUGUUCGACUUCAUCCAAGAGCUGUUGUUGUGGCGAAAGAGGCUGUGGGUAACCUAGGUGGACUGGUGAGGCAGUUGUCCUUGGAUCAGUUUGAAAACGAAAGCAGACGAAUGAUUCCUUUGCAAAAUGACAUGUCAUAUUCUGCCAAAAAGUUUACAAGGCAAAAGUCACCACAAGGGCUCCAUAAGAAGAUCAUAUCUACUUUGCUUAGGCCUAGAAACUGGAAACCUCCUGCCAACAGGAGGUUUUUCCUGGAUUCUUAUGAGGUGGGAGAGCUUUGCUACACGGCUGAGCAGAUAUUUUUGCAUGAGCCUACAGUACUUCAGCUGAAAGCUCCCAUCAAAGUGUUUGGUGAUUUACAUGGUCAGUUUGGUGAUCUGAUGCGGUUGUUUGAUGAAUACGGAUAUCCUUCAACAGCUGGAGAUAUAACGUAUAUCGACUAUUUAUUCCUUGGGGAUUAUGUUGACCGAGGACAACAUAGUUUGGAAACCAUCACUCUGCUCCUUGCUCUAAAGAUUCAGUAUCCGGAGAAUGUUCACUUGAUACGAGGGAAUCAUGAGGCUGCUGAUAUCAACGCACUCUUUGGUUUCCGUCUUGAAUGCAUUGAAAGAAUGGGAGAGAAUGAUGGGAUAUGGGCAUGGACACGGUUCAAUCAGCUAUUCAACCAUCUUCCACUUGCAGCGCUUAUUGAGAAAAAGAUAAUCUGUAUGCAUGGUGGCAUAGGGAGAUCCAUACAUUUAGUUGAACAGAUUGAGAAAAUAGAAAGGCCCAUAACCAUGGAUGCCGGAUCCCUUGUCCUCAUGGAUCUGCUCUGGUCUGAUCCUACAGAAAAUGAUAGCGUGGAAGGUCUGAGGCCAAACGCUAGGGGCCCUGGUCUCGUCACUUUUGGGCCUGACAGGGUUUCGGACUUUUGUAAGAGGAACAAACUUCAGCUGAUUAUAAGAGCGCAUGAAUGUGUAAUGGACGGGUUUGAAAGAUUUGCUCAGGGACAACUCAUUACCCUUUUCUCUGCAACCAAUUACUGCGGUACGGCUAACAAUGCUGGUGCUAUACUAGUAAUCGGGAGGGGGCUGAUGAUUGUUCCAAAACUCAUUCAUCCAUUGCCACCUCCACUUCAAUCACCAGAAACUUCUCCAGAACGUCCCCCCCAAGAUGACACCUGGAUGCAGGAGUUGAAUAUACAAAGACCACCUACCCCAACCAGGGGACGCCCACAACCUGACCACGAUAGGAGUUCCCUUGCAUAUAUUUGACAAGCAUAUCCAUUUUUGAACUAUUUUCUUUCUUCUUCUUCUUGUAUGUGGAAGGCAACUGCAUGCAUGGCCACUGGCAAGGGUUUGUCUUGUAUUUUAUUUAAAUUAUAUUAUAGUUAUCAAGACUGUUUGUAACAUAUCAUACCAUGCACAUAGUUUUAUUCCCAUAAAUAUAUAUAUAUUGUAAAUUUGGGCAUAUUUUGUUACAUCACAAGACAAAUGAUGGUGUGUACUGGUACUGUAGAAAUAAAAAAAAACUAAAUGUAGCUUACUUUUAUCUUGAUCCAAUAUUUGUUAUGUAAUACGCUUGCACUUGGUUAUGAUGAGCUCACCAGACUAGUUACAAUUUCACCCAAAUGUGAUCUGUGUACAGGUAGCUUUGUUAAUGUUUGGAAUAAAGGAAUAACUGUCGUAUAUUGCAACUGCCC
Molecule: messenger RNA, 3080 nt
Organism: Lactuca saligna
Lineage: Eukaryota; Viridiplantae; Streptophyta; Magnoliopsida; Asterales; Asteraceae
Source: the annotation of a GenBank genome assembly